GUUAAUCAAAGCUUGAAGAACGCAGGGCUGGACUAUUUUGACCUUUACCUGGUACUUUGGCCUCACAGCGUGGCAUAUGAUGAAAACGAGUCUAGGCCUGAAAACCCUGACUCGCAUGGUCAGGUUAGACUGGAUGAAACAGGCAACUUCAACGACACCUGGGCCGAAAUGAAGAAGGUCCUCGCCAGUGGGAAGGUUAAAGCGAUCGGACUGAGUAAUUUCUCCAUAAGACACGGAAGCAUGGCAUUAUUCAAGACUGCUAGAAUAAUGCCGGCCAUGCUUCAAGAACUUUACCUUGGCAUCAGGAUGCACUCUUAUCUAGCGCAGAAUGAGCUGUUAGCUGAUUGCAAAGAGAAGAGUAUUACUGUAACAGCAUAUGCUCCGAUAGGUCAAUAUGACGGUGGGUGUGAGAUAGCCAGCCACAACGAGGCCACCCCUGCGCAACUUGUAAUUUCAUGGCACGUGGGUAAAAGCGCCAUAGAAGUUGUUACGAAGAGCACGGAUGCUGGAGGACAGAAGCAG
Molecule: messenger RNA, 522 nt
Organism: Suillus fuscotomentosus
Lineage: Eukaryota; Fungi; Basidiomycota; Agaricomycetes; Boletales; Suillaceae
Product: NADP-dependent oxidoreductase domain-containing protein
Exons: 6
Cellular component (GO): cytosol
Molecular function (GO): aldose reductase (NADPH) activity
Source: RefSeq, a predicted model, not a curated record